Parastagonospora nodorum SN15 is the source of this 708-nucleotide messenger RNA. RefSeq lists its product as hypothetical. Lineage: Eukaryota; Fungi; Ascomycota; Dothideomycetes; Pleosporales; Phaeosphaeriaceae. The transcript has a single exon. The record is from RefSeq and is a predicted model, not a curated record. Bases 1 to 708 code for a protein of 235 amino acids.
AUGCCCAUCGAAUCCAAAACCUACAUCCUCCCGCCAACUCCUCGCAUCCCCAACUCCCCACACCCCCUCAUCCACUACCCAGGAUUACUCACAGACUUGGUAAAAGAUGCAUCUUUCACCCCCACCCAAAUCUUCGACCUCUUCCUCUCGCACGGCUGGCAAACACAAUGGAUCGCGCGCUACGGCCCGGACAUCCAAUCACACUACCACUCGACCACGCACGAAUGCAUGGCCGUAAUAUCCGGCGGCAGCGCAACCAUACGCUUCGGGGUCGCUGAUCAACCGGACUGGAAGCACGGAUUACUGGGGAUUGGCGAACGGGGCGCGGGGGAGGAAGGGGGCUUAGAUAUCAACGCGAAUGUAGGCGAUGUGUUCAUCAUCCCCGCGGGUGUGAGUCACAAGUGUUUCGCACCGAGUCCAAAUAAGCGGCCGUUGGAGUUUCGCCAGCCCGAGGAUGUUGAGAGGGGGAAAGCGAGGGAGGCGUUGGAUGAGGAGGGUGUGGCGCGGCAUAGAGCGUUUUUUGGGGGGGUAGGCGUCGAAGGCGAGUUUAUGAUGAUGGGCGCGUAUCCAAAGGGUGGGGUUUGGGAUUUUAAGGUUGGGGGGGAGCAUGAGGGCAGGGAGAGGGGGGUUUGGGAUGUUCCUGUGCCUGCAGAAGAUCCAGUUUUGGGAGGGAGUAAGGAGGGGUUGAGAGGGUUGUGGAAUUGUUGA